AUGACCCCCAGACCAACCAAAGCCACAGCUGCAUCCCAGUGUUCAGCGCCUACAUCCCUUCCCACCCUCACUGCCACCAAGCCCAAAAGAAAGGCUGAAGGGUAUGCUAAAGGAGAUAAAGCCAAGGUGAAGGAUGAACCACAGAGAAGAUCUGCAGGGUUAUCUGCUAAACCUGCUCCUCCAAAAGCAGAGCCCAAGCCUAAGAAGACCCCUGCAAAGAAGAGAGAGAAGGUACCCAAAGGGAAAAAGGGAAAAGCUGACGCUGGCAAGGAGGGGAAUAACCCUGCAGAAAAUGGAGAUGCCAAAACAGACCAGGCACAGAAAGCCAAAGGUGCUGGAGAUGCCAAGUGA
This is a messenger RNA of Jaculus jaculus (lesser Egyptian jerboa), 351 nucleotides long. Its product is annotated as non-histone chromosomal protein HMG-17-like. Gene Ontology annotation, biological process: chromatin organization. Bases 1 to 351 code for a protein of 116 amino acids. The record is from RefSeq and is a predicted model, not a curated record. The transcript has a single exon. Lineage: Eukaryota; Metazoa; Chordata; Mammalia; Rodentia; Dipodidae. Gene Ontology annotation, cellular component: nucleus; chromatin. Gene Ontology annotation, molecular function: nucleosomal DNA binding.